Molecule: messenger RNA, 1697 nt
Organism: Poecilia reticulata (guppy)
Lineage: Eukaryota; Metazoa; Chordata; Actinopteri; Cyprinodontiformes; Poeciliidae
Gene: serpine1
Product: serpin peptidase inhibitor, clade E (nexin, plasminogen activator inhibitor type 1), member 1
Biological process (GO): negative regulation of plasminogen activation; negative regulation of vascular wound healing; negative regulation of endopeptidase activity
Molecular function (GO): serine-type endopeptidase inhibitor activity
Source: RefSeq, a predicted model, not a curated record
CAGAGGGGCGGGGUUAUGCCUACAGUACAAAAAGACAGAUUGGUUCAGUUCUUCAGAGUGAAGCAGCAGCAGCAGCAGCAGCAGCAGACAGCUCCAGUUUUCUUUCUGAAUCCAAGCAAAAGCAUGAUCUGUGAGAGCAUAUUUGUGUUGCUGGCCCUCAGCAGAGGGGCCCUGGGGUCUCUGCAAGAUAAGCAGACAGAUUUUGGACUGAAGGUUUUCUCUCAGCUCGCUACGGAUGCUGCAGACACAAACCUGGCGUUCUCCCCCUAUGGCAUGGCGAGCAUUAUGGCCAUGGCUCAGCUUGGCGCGAAUGGAAACACACAAAGGGCCUUGACUGCAGCUAUGGGCUUUUCUCUGCAAGGGCGGGGAAUGCCUCGGCAGCAGCGCCUCCUGCAACGCGAUCUGUCAACUGUGGAUGGGGUGGAGAUAGCCAGCGGAGUGAUGGUGGAGCGGAAGAUGAGUCUGGAGAAGCGAUUCCGCCGGGCUCUGGCCAAGACCUUCCAGAUUCACCCCCACCAGAUGGAUUUCACCAAACCAGAACAGGCCGUCAGCAUUAUCAAUGCGUGGGUCUCAGAUCACACUGCAGGUGCCAUCCCAGAGUUCUUGUCCUCUGGAUCCCUGGACGAUGAGACGCGCCUGGUCUUCCUUAACGCUCUCCACUUUCAGCGCCUAUGGAAAGUUCCCUUUGACCCCAAACUAACACAGGAGAGAAUGUUCCAUUGUGCCAAUGGCAGCACUGUUCCUGUGCACAUGAUGAAACUCACAAACCUCUUCAACUAUGGUGAAUUUGUAACUGCUGAUGGAGUGGAUUACGAUGUGAUAGAGGUACCAUAUGAAGGCGACUCACUGAGUAUGCUCCUGGUAUCACCCUUUGAGCCUGAAAUUCCUCUGAGUGUCCUCAGUGCAGAUCUGAGUAGCCAGAAGAUUCAGCAGUGGAGGUCAGAGCUGAGGCAGGUCAACAGACAGCUGGCUCUACCCAGGUUUUCUCUAAACUCUGACAUAAAUAUGAAGAGUGCUUUACUUAAAAUGGGACUUGGAGACAUGUUCAACCUGGCUACUGCUGACUUCACACGGAUAACAUCUGAUGAGAGGCUUUGCGUUUCAAAAGUGCUGCAGAGGGUGAAGAUUGAGGUGAACGAGCAUGGAACCAAGGGAGCAUCAGUAACAGCUGCUGUCAUGUUCUCCCGUAUGGCAGUUCAGGAAAUCACACUGGACCGACCUUUCAUCUUCCUCAUUCAGCAUAAGCAAACUGGUGCUAUUCUCUUCAUGGGUCAGUUGAACCAACCUCAACAGUAAAACCCAGCACACCUUCUCUUAUCCCGCAUGUGACUACUACUGUUUGAAACUCCUCAUGAUGACCUGAGACACUCAGUGACUCUACAUGUCUCAGCAAUGGUUCAAUUCACUGACACCCUUAUUUAUAAUGACUGAUACUGAGGCUGUUGGACUUUAUAUGAGAAUUUUAUUAUAUCCAAAUUGUUUAUUUAUUUUUUUACAUUCGAACUGAAGCGAAGUGAGGGGCUACUAUUGCUAAUGACAACGUUGUACCUUUAGAGAUAUGUCUGCAUUUGUACCAAAAUAUUGACUAUUUUUUAUCUAUUUAAAUAUUCUGAAAACUGCAGUGUGUAAUAUUUGUGUGUCAUUACAUGUAUGUGUAUUUUUGGAUUGGUUUCAUUAAAAAUUAAUGAAAUCAUAAA